CUGACCCCGCGGCCUUAAAGCCAGGCCCGCCCCGCGCCCAGAGGGAUCGUGGUCAGACUGAGCCUCUCCAUCGGCUGACCCUGCGUGGAUGAAGCCAUCUCCCACCGGGGCUGGGACAUUAUCCGCCGCCGCCACGGGGCCUCGACCGGGAAACCCCGAUUCCCCUUCCUUUUGGAGCCGGCCCCGAUCGGAACCACUGCCGCUUUUGGCUCCAGGCUUCCUCACCGGGCCCAGAACCGUCUAUUGGACUCUGGGCCUCCUUCUCCAUCGUAGUUGACUUCACCCUCCCGGGACACCGCGUCUGGGAAUUUUUCCGUAUCUGAGGAAGGGCUCAGAUACGUGCCCUCUCUGACUUUUCCUUCACCCCGGACCCCGGUAACCGGGUCGUCCCGAGCGGGUGGAGGAGGGAGAACUUGCUCGCCGGAGGAAGGCGAGGCGUCUGAGCCGCCUCGAUCGGAAGGCCUGUGUCAGGAGAAUGACUUAGUUGGGAGAGACGGCCCUCGCCGUCACCGCAGGAAAGUCACAGGAAACGCUCAUAAAUGGCCACCUGGGUCUCGGCAGAAGGAGAAGCGGAAUCGGGACACUGGUGGAAUUAUUUUUUCCUUUACGACGGGUCCAAGGUGAAGGAAGAAGGGGAUCCAACCAGAGCCGGAAUUUGUUACUUUUACCCCACCGAGACCGUCCCGGACCAUCAGGAACUGCUGUGCGGACAGAUCGCCGGCGUGGCCCACUGCGUCUCCGAGAUCUCCGGCUCUCCCCCGACUCUCGUCCGCCUCAGGAGGCUCAAGUUCGCUCUGAAGGGGGAUGGAGACUUCCUGUGGGCGCUGGGAUGUGCCAUGGAGCUGCCCGAUGUCAGCUGUCAGCAUCUCCUCCAUCACCUGAUUGGGUUUUUCCGUUUCUAUAAUGGCCCGGUUUCUCUGGCCUACAAGAGCCAGGCUUGGGAAAAGCUGGGCAGGAAGUGGGACGUCUACAUCCGGCACAUCCAGAACGCCACCGGCGACGUGCACAGGAUAUUCCAGGCCCUGGGGAACCUGGACAAGACACAAGUUGAGCCCUUGCUGUUGCUGAAAGCGGCCCUCAUCUUGCAGACGUGCCAGAGGUGUCCCCACGUCCUGGCCGGCUGCAUCCUCUACAGAGGCCUGGUAGUGAGCACCCAGCUGGCCCCGUCCCUGACGGCCAGGAUUCUCACCCACAGAACCUCCCCGGAGGAGCAGAAGGAGGAGGCGCCAGAGGACGCAGGCCCCAGACUACCGCCCGACGUCCAAAUCAUUCCCGUCUUCCUGACCCAAGACGAAGCGGACGCCCUCCGGGACUUCCCGCUGGAGUGGAGGAGGAGGUGGAGCUCUCCUGCACCUCCGGCCCAUCACGGAGAGGAGUCCCUGCCCGCCCUGCCAUCUCCCCAACCCGGAGGGCCCCAAGGGACGGAGGCUGAGGCUCGGAGCCGGGAAUCGCCAGUGGCGGGAGAGGCUCAGCAUCCAGACCCGGAGAGGCCCAAUGGCCCUGGGGCAGCCCCGCGGGAGGCGGGCCUGUCCCCCUGGCCGGACCCGGGCCUGCUCCCGGAGGACUUUGGGGCCUCCGCUGAGGCGGGGCGGGGAAGGGGAGACCCCGUGUCCGGAGCCUCCCCGGACGAGGACGUUGGCUGCUGGCCAGAGACGCCGGAGUCCCAGGAGCGCUGGUCCGAGGGGGUCCCUGACGGCCAUUUCCCAGCGUGCCCUCCCCCGGGGCGGCUCCCCCGGAGCCCCGUCCCCCAGCGGGCUGCGUCGGAUGGGGGUGACCAACCCGGCCCCACCCCCUUCCCUCUGGAAGCCGAGGGCCCCCCACCCCCGCCAGCAGAGGUCAAGCAGCCUCAGAGGCCCGAGGGGGCGGCCGGAGGGGCCGCGCUGGUGAAGAUGAGUCUGUACGUCCACCGCGUCGGUGGGCUGCUGCUCACGCUGCUGGCCGAGCAGCCGCUCCGCACUGACAGCGACGCCACCGAGGAGGUGUACUACAGCAGCCUGGCGUCGCUGAACGGGCUGGAGGUCCACCUGCGCGAGAGCCGGCCCCGAGCCCAGCCCUUCUCCGCCCGAGCCGCCUACAGCUUCGCACACUAUGACCGCAUCCAGAACAUGCUGACCGCCAACCUGCCGCGGGGACCCACGGCCCAAGACCGGCAUUUCCUGCGGGCCGCCGGCCUGGCCCACACCGACUUCGCCCGGCUGCCGACUCUGUACGAAGUGACGCUCAGGAACGCCUCCACGACCGUGUAUGCCUGCCGCAACGCCGCCCACGAGACCUACUUCCAGCAGCCGUCGGCGGCGGGGGCGGCCCGCGGCUGCGGCUUCCCCAACCCGCAGGACGGGCUCUGCGCCCUCGCCGCCAGAGCCAAGCAGAAGAUGAUGAGGCACGGGGUCAACCUGCUCUGAGCCGUGCGACCCACCCGGGGGACCGCCAAGCCCCAGGCGCAGCAGGAAGGAGGUUUGGCCGAGGGUUCUGCGGCCCGGAGAAUCCGUGGCUUUCGACGCCGGCCCCUCCCGCGGUGGCCCGGGCCCCGGCUAGCCGGGCCGUGGGGCCGCGGCUGGAAGGGGAGUGCCAACAGAGGAGCCCUCCUCCCGCCCCCUGGGAGGGCCAGAGCCGUUCGGACCGUGCCGUGGGUGGACGAUCACUCCUUCCACGGCUUCGGAUUUCCGUCGACGGUCCACAGGCCCGGAGGGCGAGCUCCCAGGGGCCGGGCGGCGGCACCUCCCUCCAACCUCCGGCCCGCCCGACUCGCUUCCCCUCGGUGGAGGGACGCACACGUGGGCGAGACGCGGGCGGAUUUCCCGAGGGGGCGGCGAGGGCCGUAGGAGGGCCCCGGGACAGACGUCUACACCCCGGCGCGGGGCGCGUGCGUGCUCUUCCGGUGCCGGGCUUCAAAUAAUCAAAAAUG
Messenger RNA from Tachyglossus aculeatus (Australian echidna), 2905 nucleotides. RefSeq names its product HPS4 biogenesis of lysosomal organelles complex 3 subunit 2 (gene HPS4). The record is from RefSeq and is a predicted model, not a curated record. Lineage: Eukaryota; Metazoa; Chordata; Mammalia; Monotremata; Tachyglossidae. The transcript is spliced from 15 exons. Gene Ontology annotation, biological process: vesicle-mediated transport. The coding region runs from base 540 to 2402 and encodes 620 amino acids.